GGCUGACACCCUCAAGCCAUAUUUCCAAUCCCACUAGCCAUUCCGUCGGUCAAGUUAUUGUGCUUACUGUUACAGGACCUGGCCUGGUGCCCGGCCGACGCCCAUUUUUAUUGUGCUGACUGACUGAUUGUCACCACAUUUCAACAGAUCAAUUCCAGAAAUGUCACUACGAACUUCCAUGACUACGCUCCCCCGGCAGGCGUUGGGGAGAACCUGUUGGAGAACACAACGUCGAUAUCGCUUUCAAGUUAUGGCGAACAGCAAUGGCGUGGGAUGGCAACAACGGCUCCGCCUGUCACUCAGGACUCAAUGGGAUCAAAGGGCCCGACAGCCAUGGUAUUCCUGAACAUGGGGGGUCCUCAAACAACACAAGAUGUUGGCGAUUACUUGAGCAGAUUAUUUGCAGAUCCCGAUAUAAUACCUCUCGGCCGGCUCCAGUCAUACUUAGGACCCCUCAUCUCCCAUCGUAGGACACCCAAAAUCCAAAAGCAAUAUGCUGCUAUAGGAGGGGGCUCACCGAUUAGAAAGUGGUCUGAGUACCAAUGCAAGGAGAUGUGCAAGAUCCUCGACAAGAUAUCCCCAGAAACUGCACCGCACAAACCGUACAUUGCUUUCCGAUACGCGGCCCCAUUGACAGAAACUACCUAUACACAGAUGAUCCAAGAUGGAUUUGGUGGAGGCAAAGGAGGUCGGGCAGUGGCGUUUACACAAUACCCACAGUAUUCUUGCUCCACAACGGGCAGCUCAUUGAAUGAACUAUGGAAGUGGCGUAACCGAUUGGAGGGCAAGCGCGCGACUGGGCGAGGCGAGACAGAGGGAGCCAUCCAAUGGAGUGUCAUUGACCGAUGGCCUACGCAUUCGGGCUUAAUAGAGGCAUUCGCUCAGAACAUUGAAAAACAACUUGCGACAUACCCUGAAGCAAGGAGAAAUGACGUCGUUCUCCUAUUCUCUGCUCAUAGCUUGCCUAUGAGCGUUGUCAAUCGAGGAGAUCCAUACGCAGCAGAAGUCGCUGCAACCGUCCAUGCAGUCAUGCGACGACUCAACUUCUCGAACCCCUAUCGCCUCUGCUGGCAAUCCCAAGUCGGCCCUUCAGCCUGGCUGGGAGCCCAAACCAGCGAUACGGUUCGAAACUACGUGGAGAAAGGACAUACAGACCUUCUCCUAGUUCCCAUCGCCUUUACCAGCGACCAUAUCGAAACCCUUUUCGAACUAGAUCAGGAAGUCAUUCAUGAGGCCAACAGCCCCGGCGUCAAACGAGUUGAGAGCCUGAAUGGGAGCACGGUUUUCAUCCAGGGGCUUGCGGACAUUGCUGCUGCACAUCUGCGCAGCGGACAAACUUGCUCCCGCCAGAUGACGCUACGGUGCCAGGGCUGUACCAGUGAAAGGUGUCUGGAACAGAAGAAAUUUUUUGCCGGAUCUGACUUGGCGGCUCUUGUACGAUAGCUAGAGUGAAAGGAAUUGUUUUUUUCUUUUUUAAUUUCUAUUCGUCAGGUUUCACAUAUGCGUAUUUAGGCGUGUGAUUAUACUCUUGGGUGUUGGACGAAUGAAUAGGCAUAUCACCUUGUAUCAACUUGAAACAAUUUUGAUAUAUCAAUAUAUCAAUAUACCCUGAAUCUAUCGCCUUAGAAUUCAAAAGAAAAGUCCCGCAUUA
Messenger RNA from Histoplasma capsulatum G186AR, 1651 nucleotides. Its product is annotated as ferrochelatase. Gene Ontology annotation, molecular function: protoporphyrin ferrochelatase activity. Gene Ontology annotation, biological process: heme biosynthetic process. The record is from RefSeq and is a predicted model, not a curated record. The coding region runs from base 274 to 1443 and encodes 389 amino acids. The transcript is spliced from 3 exons. NCBI's taxonomy places the organism in Eukaryota, Fungi, Ascomycota, Eurotiomycetes, Onygenales, Ajellomycetaceae.